This is a messenger RNA of Amblyraja radiata (thorny skate), 2085 nucleotides long. RefSeq lists its product as uncharacterized. Lineage: Eukaryota; Metazoa; Chordata; Chondrichthyes; Rajiformes; Rajidae. The record is from RefSeq and is a predicted model, not a curated record. The transcript has a single exon. The coding region runs from base 1 to 2049 and encodes 682 amino acids.
AUGCUGGCAAAGCUGGAACUGGUCCACACCCAGAGAGACACCAAGUGCUCCUUCCCUCUGGGUCCAUACCCGCGCUAUACCUGGAUCCACAAGGACACACCGGAGGAUGGGCUGGACAAGGCUUGCUACGAGAUCUGGAAGCGGGUGCAGCAACUCUCAGCCCAGCUGGACUGUAGCUCCAAGGAGGUGACGGGCUCCGAGCCAGGCCAGGCCGAGGAUGCGGGCGAUACAGUGCGGGGCAAGGCGGGCAAGAGGGUGGCGGACAGCUGUGGCAAGGAUGACGUCUCCCUGCUGGUGCAGUUGGAGUAUCUGAGCAUCGUGGCGGAGAACAGUGGGGGCGUGGACCUCCAGCAAAACCAUCUGGAAGGGAACGACCAAAUGGUGUCCAUCCUGGAGACCAAGACGAAGGAGCUGCAGGACUCUGAAGCAGAAUCUCUGGAUAAGACCAACUUCUUGAAUAAUUUCCUGAAGUCCGGCAGUGGGACGGAGCUGAGCAAAGACAGCCUGGCCAAGGAAGAGGUGGCAGAGGAGAAGCAGGUGAGGUGUGGCUCAAAGGAGGAUCUGGAAGUGGGCAGCGGAGUCUCGGUGGCCUCCAACAAGGAGAUCUGCCAGUUACUGGCCCAGUUCUCCCUCAAGCACAUCCACGAGUCAGAGGCCCCGGACAACAAGGUGGUGAUGGAGGAGGCCCAGAUCAUCAAAGACUUCCUGCAGAACAGCAUGUUCAGCUCUGCCGGGGACAAGAGGGCCCAAGUGUCGCCGCCGCUGCCCCUGGCCUCGCGGGAGCCGCAGGACGAGCAGGCCCGGCGCCAGCUCCCCGUCUUUGCCAAGCUGUGCGAGGAGCCACCGGCCUGUGAGGACGAGGGCCACAGUGCGCCGCUGGCUCUGACCUCGGGCCCAGGCCUGGCUUUGGGCCUAGCCCAGGAUAGGCCGUCGUCGGGCAGCGAGCUGGUACGCCUGCUUUGCGGGGCGCCGAGGGAGGUUUACCGCAAGGAGGCCGAGGGGCGCGACUCGCCAGAGGCCUCGUCCCCGGAUGCCAGGCCCAGCCGCUCGGAGCACAGCUACAGCACCAGCCGCCACUCGCUGAAGGGCCUGGCACCAUCAGCACGCAGGGCCGGGCCAAAGGAUGUGACCAGACCCCGGGAGCUGGCUGGGCCCCAGCACCUGCUGGCCAGGCGAGGUGACGGAGGCAAGGACCUGGCCCCUGAGGCAGCCGCAGCAGAGGGAGAGGCCGGGAGUACAGUGGAGGCCGAGGCUUCGGGGAACGGCGGCCACUUGGGCCCUGAGUUCCCAGACACCGAGCGGCACCCGGUGGGUCCCGGGCCUCACAAACACCGGGCCGGCCGUGAGAUGGAGGCCGAUGCCUCGGUCCUAGCGGGCUCCAACCCUCCCCCUCCCCCUCCUCCUCCCCCUCCUCCCCCUCCGCUACCCGACGCUGGCUCCAAGUACGGCAGCAGUGGCUUGUACCCCACCCGCUACCCAGCCCUGCCCGGCCGGCCAGCCCUCAUCAACUACCCAGCUGCUCCACCGGCCCCCGCUCCCCCCACAGCCACCGCCACUGCCUCACCAGCUACCGGCUACGGGCAGCAGCCCCCCUUCUACCCGGGCCGCGGCCUGCGCUUGCCGCUGCAGCAGCCUGCCUACCCGCAAGCCGCAGGCUGCUUCCUGCGCUCAGCAGGCCCGGGGCCCGGUCCCGGGGCCUACACCUACGGCCAGGUGGCACAAGAGUUUGUGCCGCGCCACGCCUACAUCCGAGCUGCCUACGCCCCGCUGCUGGGCUACUGGUCCUUCGUGCCCGAGUACCCCUACAGUGCCCGCGGCAAUGCCACCACCGCUAAGCCCCUGGCCUCUGCCGCCGCUGCUGCCGCUGCCAACAACCCCCCGCCCAUGGCCGGCGACGGCCCGCAGUGCCUCUUCCAGCCCGCCUACGGCUACCUCGACACCAACCUGACCGCCACACGCUUCGGCUCGGCCCGCUCCGGCCCCCUCUACAGCGGCAGCAACUUCCAAGUGUACUACCCCGCCGACAGCAGCGGCUACAACUGCUGGUAGCAGGCGGCACAGACAGGGACUCCCCGCCCACUUGCC